Alternaria rosae is the source of this 1887-nucleotide messenger RNA. Its product is annotated as FAD dependent oxidoreductase. Lineage: Eukaryota; Fungi; Ascomycota; Dothideomycetes; Pleosporales; Pleosporaceae. The record is from RefSeq and is a predicted model, not a curated record. The transcript has 3 exons. Bases 211 to 1566 code for a protein of 451 amino acids. Gene Ontology annotation, molecular function: flavin adenine dinucleotide binding; sarcosine oxidase activity; proline dehydrogenase activity.
AUCUUUCCAUGCAUCGACCCAGGCGCUCGGUAGCGUCAAAGCUCCCUGCAGCGACGAGGUCCAACCGUGCCCAGCCGGCGCACGCCCUUCAAAUCAUCAGUCAGUCAACGAUAUCGGCCCACCAGCGGCACUUGCACGCCGUUCGGACGCAUGUAGGUAGACUUUUCUUCAUGACCUUCCUUUUUCUUUUUGUUCAGUUGCUAUAUUUCCAUGCAUCUUAAUUCGCGCGCAAUGGCAUCUCCUGCAUCUCUUAACAAACCCUCAUCCAUCUUAAUCGUCGGCAGCGGUGCAUUCGGACUUUCCACAGCUUAUUCAUUAUGUCAAAACCCGCAGUACAAGAAUACCUCAAUUACUGUUGUAGACCGUCAGCCUUUCCCUACGCCUGAUGGCUCGAGUAUCGACGCCUCACGAAUCAUCCGUCCCGACUACGCUGCCGCCCGCUAUACCCGUCUCGCGACCGUCGCACAGAACCGCUGGCGCGCCGACUUCGCGACCGAACACUACCAUGAGGUCGGGUUAUGUGUAACAGCAUGGGGCCCAGAGCAAAAGUACGUUUCCAGCUCGCUCGAAAACGUUCGCACGAUAGGGACAGACAAAGUCGAAGUGCUCAACUCGGCGGAAGACAUACAGAAAGCAUGUGGUCUGGAAGGCAAAGACCCCUGGGGUAAUGGCUGCACUGGAUACGUGAACUGGAGUUCAGGCUGGGCAGACGCAGAGGGUGCCAUGAUGUGGCUCAGGGAAAAGGUGGAGAAGCUGGGUAGGGUGAAGUUCAUCACAAAGGGCGUGAAGAAGCUGUUGAUCGACCACAAAACCAACACCGUCUCCGGUGUGCGGCUUGACGAUUCGACCGAACUGAAGGCGGACCUUACAAUGCUGGCGGCAGGCGCAUGGACGGCAUCGCUCAUCGAUCUCCGGGGCAUCUGCAAAGCCACCGGGCAAGCGCUGUGCUACAUGCCCAUUUCCAAGGAGGAGGAAACGAAGAUGGCUCCGCGACCAACUAUCUUGAACCUCUCCCACGGCCUAUUCAUGAUACCGCCUCAUAAAGGCCUGCUCAAAGUAGCGCGCCACGGCCACGGCUACCUCAACCCAACCACAAUUCCACACCCAGAAUCCGAAGACCCCAGCGAGACAAUCACCACCUCACUUCCCUACACACACGUCGACGACCCAUCACAAGCCGUUCCUAUAGAAGGCCAACGCCAAUGCCGAGACUUCCUCACUGCAAUCCACCCCUCGCUCGCCGUACCCUCGCGACCAUUUACCAAAUCGAAAAUCUGCUGGUACACUGAUACAAGGGAUGGCGAUUUCUUGAUCUCGUAUCAUCCCAAAUACAAAGGGCUGUUCGUGGCGACGGGUGGUUCAGGUCAUGGCUUCAAGUUUCUGCCUGUUAUUGGUGAUAGCAUUGUGGAGUGUAUAGAGGGGAGGAUACCGGAGGACUUCAAGGGCCGCUGGGAGUGGCCGGCUGAACGUAUACCGGAGGAACAGUGGGCUGGUGAUGGGAGUCGUGGUGGGCCUGUUGGUAUGAUCCUGGAAGAGGAGACGGCCAAGAGUCGGGGGAAGUUGUAGGUGGCGGCGUACGUAGGUACUGACCCAAUGCUGGAUACCUAGCUUAUUAACCUUUCUUCGAAAACAAGGCCCUUUGAUUUCAAGAGCAAAUGUCUUUGGACUCGAUAGGCAAGCGUGGUGAGAUGGUGGCAAGACGCGCAAGAACGAAGGAUGUGGUCCUAAUGCUGAUAAGCGCUCAGAAUGGAGGCAUAUACAAAGAUAGGCACACCACAUUGGUUGAACUGCAUCCGAUCAGUAUUCGGUGGGAAACAGCGAUUCGUUUAUGGUGGGGGUUAGGCGCCGAGGCUGAGUUUCAGCCUUGUCCGUUCUAUGCCUCCGCAG